AUGGUUUCUUCUGCUGAUAACGCUCCCGUGAUCGCAUUCAUCGGCGCAGGUAACAUGGCUGAAGCUGUGUUGGGUGGCCUCUACAGCAAUGGCCAUCCCAAAUCACAUUUACGCUUUUCCGAGCUCUUAGAUGAACGUCGCAACUACAUGAGCGAGAAAUACCCUGGCGUCUUCAACAGUGCCUCCAAUGAUCAAGUUGUCGAAGGUGCUGAUAUUGUCAUCUUUGCUGUCAAACCUCAAGUAUUACGUCCUGUCGUCACUGGCUUGGCUCCUGCAUUACACAAAAACCCUUCUGCAUUGCUCAUUUCCAUCGCUGCAGGCAUCGAGACAUCUGCCAUCCUGAAUUGGCUGGACGCUAAGGAUUAUGAGGCUCCUUUGAUCAGAAUUAUGCCCAACACACCCGCCUUGAUUGGUGAAGGUGCUACUGGGUUAUUCGCUACAUCUGUAGUUACACAGCAGCAAAAGGAAUUGACAGAACGUUUAUUGGGUUCUGUUUCAAAGGUUUUGUCUUGGGUAGAUUCUGAAUCGUUGAUUGAUACCGUUACUGGCGUAAGUGGUAGUGGUCCUGCGUAUUUCUUCUUGAUGAUGGAAGCUAUUGAAAAUGCUGGUGUGGAUGCUGGUUUGUCUCGCGAGGAUGCUAAAGCUUUAACUUUGCAAACUUGUCUGGGUGCUGCUCGUAUGGCUCAAAAUUCAGAGGAUGAUUUAACAACACUGCGUAAAAAGGUAACAUCUCCCAACGGCACAACUGAGGCUGCUAUCAAGUCAAUGCAAGGCGCUCAGAUUGAAGAGAUCCUAAGAAAUGCUGUGUUUGCUGCCACAGAUCGUAGUAAGGAGUUGGCAGCUCAGUUGGGUAGAGAUCAAUAA
Messenger RNA from Mucor velutinosus, 864 nucleotides. RefSeq lists its product as uncharacterized. The transcript has a single exon. Gene Ontology annotation, molecular function: pyrroline-5-carboxylate reductase activity. The coding region runs from base 1 to 864 and encodes 287 amino acids. NCBI's taxonomy places the organism in Eukaryota, Fungi, Mucoromycota, Mucoromycetes, Mucorales, Mucoraceae. Gene Ontology annotation, biological process: L-proline biosynthetic process. The record is from RefSeq and is a predicted model, not a curated record.